UCUGGUCCAGAUCCACUCCUCAGUCGCGCUCAGCACACACUCAUUGUACACAAACUGGCAAGCGGCUCACACACAGCAUCGAUCGUGGCUCCUUUAAGAAAGACUAAGCCAGAAUUAUCACCCCACCUCCUCUUGAUCUCCUUUAGAAGCUUUUGCAUAAAAUAUCAACUCAGGAUCCGAGACUGAUCAAAGAAACCAGAGAGCUUCAUUUUUGUGUGCGUUUGAUUAUUAACAUUUGGUGUGCGAAUCCGUGGAAGCGCGCGGCGGAUCAUCAUUCAUUCGGUACUUUGACAAGCCUUGCGUUUGAUUGACAGUCGGAGUGGCAAAAAGCCAUGAGACUCGCUAGUUUUGUUUGAGGGGCAUUUGGAAAAGAAGACUGGUUCUCGUUCUGUCGCUGUCCUGUGGAUAGCCGAGGACCUAUUCACCUCGCUCGAGCUGAACUUGAGCAGAAGUGGCUGACUUCAUCCCUCUGGAAAGAAAUACGGAUUUUGUGAAAAUAUCUUCCAUUUGGAUUUUGAGUGUUAAUUUCUUCUUCAUCCUGGCCACAUAGGGGAUAUAUCUGAAGCUAAAGGAAGAAGAGGGAGUAAGGAGGGCUAUGGCGCAGAGGUACGAAGAUUUGCCCCACUACGGAAUGGAUGGAGUGGGCAUACCGACAACCAUGUACGGGGACCCGCACGGCGCCAGGUCAAUGCAAGCGGUCCACCUGAACCACGGGCCCCAGCUGCACUCGCACCAGUACCCGCACUCAGCUCACACUAACGCCAUGCCGCCUAGCAUGGGUUCCUCAGUCAACGAUGCUCUCAAAAGAGAUAAAGACGCGAUAUACGGGCACCCCCUGUUCCCCUUGCUUGCACUGAUUUUUGAGAAAUGUGAAUUAGCGACUUGCACGCCCAGAGAGCCCGGAGUGGCGGGAGGCGACGUUUGUUCAUCGGAAUCUUUCAAUGAAGACAUAGCAGUAUUUGCAAAACAGAUUCGGGCAGAAAAGCCGCUAUUUUCAUCAAAUCCAGAGUUGGAUAAUUUGAUGAUUCAAGCCAUUCAAGUUUUACGAUUUCAUCUUUUGGAGUUGGAAAAGGUACACGAACUCUGUGACAAUUUCUGUCACCGGUACAUCAGCUGCUUGAAGGGCAAGAUGCCCAUCGACUUAGUUAUAGACGACAGAGAAGGCGGAUCAAAAUCAGACAGCGAGGAAAUCACAAGAUCAUCGGGACCUCUUGAUCAGGGGGGUACUUUAGAAGUACCACCAGUGGUGUGUCGCACUAAAAUAGCUCCCCCAUUGUUGUCCCGGGUAGAGCUGAAUAGUCGGCUCAUUGUGUGGCGAUGGGAGGCUGGGGAUCUGAACAGGCCUAUUUUUGGUGGGAUCUCAAGAUUGCGCAAACUGACCAUGUCUCUCUCUCUUUUUUUCCUCUGUCUCUACAUCUCCCCUUUUCUCGACCUCCCCUCUUUCAUGCCCCUCCUCCCUGACAGGUUCAUAAAUGCGAGGAGGAGAAUAGUCCAGCCUAUGAUCGACCAGUCGAACCGAGCAGUAAGUCAAGGAGCCCCCUAUAACCCAGAUGGUCAGCCGAUGGGGGGGUUCGUCAUGGACGGUCAGCAGCACAUGGGAAUCAGACCACCUGGCCCUAUGGGCGGGAUGGGCAUGAACAUGGGCAUGGAAGGACAGUGGCACUACAUGUAGCCCUCCUCUAGGCCUGACAAUCGCAAAGCAAACAGAGAUGACUGCAGGGCAAACCAGGGGGUGACCUCUCACAGUGGCCCACUUGGCGCGGGGAUGGGACAGCCUGACUACAUUACCCAGCAUCCCCGCUCCACCUCUGAAACCCAGGAAGUCCAAACUCCAAUUCUGCUUAUCCGCACCUUGGGCACAUCCGCACCAUCCAGGACCCCGCUCCGAUCCCAACCCAGCCAUGUUAAUGCACAGAGAACAAAUAAACAUCCCUCCGAUCCACCCCUGACCUGCGAUGCCCCCACCAAGACACCCGUCGCCCAUCUCCUGGACACCUCCCGGGUGGUAGACACUAACAGAUUCCUCCAUGAAAAGCGAUUGCGAUUGAGAGAAACAAAACAGAAAGAGACAGAUUGGGGUUUUCAACCCUAAGGCAACCUUCUAUAAUGUACCAGACUCCUUGAUUUAAAAGACUUUCUUCGGAGAACUCCACUCUUUGGGCAAUGGAUUCAAACCAAGGAGAAGCCAAUGUCUGUAUUUGCUGGGACACUAACAGAACUACGGGUGCCCUUGAUAAUAGGAUUGAAGUGAGAAAGGAGAGAGGACAGUGAAAGACAGACAUAGAAAGUAAAACUAUAUCAACCCUGAAAGGGGAGGGAGGAGGAGAUACUGUAUACUGUUGUACAAUUACGCUGGACUCUCACGAGAACUGGGAAUUUAAGUAUUGUAAAUGCUAUUGUAUUGUUCUGCAUAUUAUGUUGUUUCUAAUAGAUUUUUUUUUUUAAAGGAUGUGAACUUUUUCUUUUGGUUUCUUUCCACACUAUGUGUGUGCCGUCUCCCUAGACUUUGACCUCCUCCCUUUGGAUCACCUUGCGUUUAAAAGAAACAAACAAAAAAACAUAUGUGAAUAAACCAAUAAUUCGAUCAACAA
This is a messenger RNA of Osmerus eperlanus (European smelt), 2591 nucleotides long. RefSeq names its product homeobox protein Meis1-like. Bases 596 to 1672 code for a protein of 358 amino acids. Lineage: Eukaryota; Metazoa; Chordata; Actinopteri; Osmeriformes; Osmeridae. The record is from RefSeq and is a predicted model, not a curated record. The transcript has 11 exons. Gene Ontology annotation, biological process: hemopoiesis; angiogenesis; brain development. Gene Ontology annotation, molecular function: DNA-binding transcription activator activity, RNA polymerase II-specific; RNA polymerase II cis-regulatory region sequence-specific DNA binding.